GUUAUUUUAGAGCAGGUGGGUUAUUCUCGGAAGCCUUUUCCCACCUUUUUUUUUUCUUUAUAUUAUUAUUUUUUAAUAAUUAACUGCAAAGAAAACCCCGCUGCCGCCCACCCGCCGCGAUGUACAACACGGUGUGGGAUAUGGACCGCGAUGACACGGACUGGAGGGAGGUGAUGAUGCCCUAUUCCACUGAGCUCAUCUUUUACAUUGAGAUGGACCCUCCAGCUCUUCCUCCAAAGCCCUCCAAACCAAUGACUCCAGUGAAUACAAAUGGAAUAAAGGACAAUUCCAGUUUCUCUCUGCAGGAAGCAGAGUGGUACUGGGGGGACAUCUCGAGGGAAGAAGUAAAUGACAAACUACGAGACAUGCCAGAUGGAACAUUCCUGGUGCGUGAUGCAUCGACCAAGAUGCAGGGAGACUACACUCUGACAUUACGGAAGGGUGGCAACAAUAAACUGAUAAAGAUCUAUCAUCGGGAUGGAAAAUACGGCUUUUCUGACCCACUGACAUUUAAUUCAGUUGUGGAACUGAUUAACCACUACCGCAAUGAGUCUCUUGCUCAGUAUAACCCGAAGCUUGAUGUGAAGUUGAUGUAUCCAGUAUCCCGAUACCAGCAGGAUCAGUUGGUGAAAGAAGAUAAUAUAGAUGCAGUAGGGAAAAAGCUUCAAGAAUACCACGCUCAGUACCAGGAAAAGAGUAAAGAGUAUGACAAAUUGUAUGAAGAAUAUACCAGAACAUCACAGGAAAUUCAGAUGAAGAGGACUGCAAUUGAAGCGUUUAAUGAAACUAUUAAGAUAUUUGAGGAGCAGUGCCACUCACAAGAGCGAUACAGCAAAGAAUACAUUGAGCGAUUUCGCAGAGAGGGAAACGAGAAAGAAAUUGAACGGAUAAUGAUGAACUAUGAAAAAUUAAAAUCACGCCUGGGUGAGAUCCAUGACAGUAAGAUGCGUCUGGAACAAGAUUUAAAGAAACAAGCUCUGGACAACAGGGAGACUGACAAGAAAAUGAACAGUAUCAAGCCUGACCUAAUUCAACUCCGCAAAAUCAGAGAUCAGUAUCUUGUAUGGCUCAAUCACAAAGGGGUGAGGCAGAAGCGAAUAAACGACUGGCUGGGGAUCAAAAAUGAAAAUAUUGAUGACACUUAUUUUGUGAACGAAGAAGAGGAAAACCUGCCACACCAUGAUGAGAAAACUUGGUUUGUUGGGGAUCUCAACCGCAUCCAAGCAGAAGACUUGCUCUGUGGGAAACCUGAUGGAGCAUUUUUAAUUCGAGAGAGUAGCAAGAAAGGAUGUUAUGCUUGUUCUGUGGUAGCUGAUGGAGAAGUGAAACACUGUGUGAUCUACAGCACUCCAAGAGGUUAUGGGUUUGCAGAACCAUAUAAUCUGUACAGCACACUUAAGGAUUUGGUUCUUCAUUACCAGCAGACAUCCCUUGUUCAACACAACGAUUCCCUCAAUGUCAGGCUUGCCUACCCUGUCUACGCACAGAUGCCCCCUUCUCUUUGCAGAUAAAUUUUGGGGAGGAGGAAAGUGUUGGCUAUCUUGGAUUCUUUUCUACAAUUUUUAUUAGAACUCGGAGGGCAUUCUUUCUCCUUAGACUGCUUGUUUUGCACAAGAAGUGAUUCUGUGAAUGUGAAUCAAAAAGAGGCCUAGCAGCAACAAGACGACAACUUGGGUGUAGGUGUCCUGGUGCUACCUUAAAAGCUCAGCUGUGCUUUUACACUGAUACUUUUGUUUCCUUAUGAGGGGAAUAGACUCAACAAAACCCAUACAAAAAUACUGGAAGCAAAACAUUGUUUUCUGGAGAUAAUUUUUGGCCAGGCACCUUCAAUGGAACUUCUAAUUGGAGUUUGUUUUCUCUUGUUCUAGUAGAGACGAUUUGAAGCCUCUGUUUGAGGCAUCGGUAAUGUCUUUCAGUCUUAAACUCCCAAGAAGCUAGGGAGGAAACUCUACCACAGCAAUUCUUCUCUGUUAAUUUUAGCAGCUUCACUGCGAUUCAGACGAACUUCCAAAAGAGGGCUUGUCUUGAGGUAGCAUGGAAUUUGGUGAGAGAAGACCAAAGGAAUAAUGGGAAAGCUUCAGGUUUUUAUUUAAAUGGAAAAUGCUUGUAAAGAAAAGUUGCUUUAUUUUUUUUGCCAGCAGUGAUGAAGUUUUGGUUUCAAUGGCACUACAGGUCUUCACUUAAAGGAAACGUUUAUAACCAAAUUGAACACACCAAAACUUUGUUGCUAGAUUGAGCACUUACGGGGAAGGUUGCGUUAGCAUCCGCACAUAAUUUCUACACCAAAACUUGAAACAAAUAAAAGCUGAAACGUUGUGUGGCUUCAAAACACUAAAUUUGUCUGAUCUGAUGUAACUGCUCACUCUCCUCUCUUUUUUCACCCCUCCCCUCCUCCCACUCCUCAGCUUGGGAUUCUGCUUUCCAUUUUUAAAGAUACGUGCUUCAGAAUGUAAACUAGAAUGAAGCUUGCACUCACACGUUGCAGUUCUCUUGCUGAACACUGACAGACUCUUGUAAUGCUCGAUUUUGAUAUAGAAGAGGCGGGUGCGAUCUCAUGCUUCUGGAUGGCUUAUUGUACCAAAUGAUUUCUUGAGGAGUGGCCGCUUAGGUCUGAAUAGAAGUGAGCGUUCUAAUUAUAAUUUGCAAGCUAGAUUCUGAACUUUCACACCACUGCUGCCAAGCAAGAUUUUACAGUGGUAUAAUCUAAAUUCCCUCGUAGUUAUUUUGGACAUAGGGAAAAACACAGGAAGGGAAGGGAUCUGUACCUCUCAGUUAGUGCGUGUCUGGUACCAUCCUUUGGCAAAGGCUGCUGUCAAAUGCUGGAGAAGGUAGUCCUGGGCUUUGUCAAGUAUAGCAAUCAUCCAAUAAAUCCCCUCCUUGGAAACCAUACAAAGCAGCUUAUUUCCAUUCCUUAAGCUUUGAAAAUGAAAAAGAGCUAAGUUUGGCAAACCGAGCCAUUUGGCAUCAAAGCAUACCCGGCAAAUUAAUUGUUUAGUGUGCAACCUUGAAAGUUACUUUUGUUCCUAUUACUGGAAACAGUUCCCUUGAAACGCGCCCAUUGUACGGGACAGGAAGCAGACAGUCAUGCAGAUCUGGGAAUGCUGUAGACCUGUUUCUGACCCGGUGGCUGAUUUCCUGUUUAAACGUGGGUUUUCUGUAAUGCGUGGGGAGGAAUGCCAGGCCUGUUGAUAUUUCAUGUUUACACGAGAAGUAUUAUUUAACUGAACGUCGUGAAUUUGCAGGCAGGGAAAUGACAAGCCUGAAGCACUGACAGGCGUUGCAAGGAAGGCAGUCUAGUUGCCUGGCAGGCCCAUGAGUUGUUUUAUUUUGCACUAAUGACCCUGAGGCGUCCCAGGCACUUUCUAAUCAGCCAGAGAGCGUCAUCUUCUGGCAAAGAAUUCUGUAGAUUCCACUUUUCUAAUUCAGUGAAACGCUACAAAACUUAACCAAAGCUGGGAAACAGAGAGGAAAGUUCAUAAGCUGUUAUGUCCAAGUGCCCCACGUCUGCUCUUGUGUCCCUUCUGUCCCACUUCCCCAAGAAAAGGAAAAAAGCUGAUGUGGCCUUUGCUCUUCGUGAAAAUCUGGAAUGGAUUCCUCUGUUGUGUGUGGAAAUUUUUCCUUUUAAAGAACCUCGCCCCACCUCUUGGGUGAUUUGCAGUUCUAAUCUGGUAGCUGUAGAGCCGUCGUUCUCACACCUCUUGUGCAUCUGACGUUCCCUCGGUGCUGGAUUUGGCCCAAAUGCAUUAUGAGGGAAAUCAAUCCAAAGGCACAAAUGAUGGCCAGGUGCCUCAUUUCUGUGGACAAACCUGGGCGAGAGGGGGUGGUGAGCGUUUUCUGUGCCUCUGUGAUCUCUUAGAGCAUUACCAUUCAGAGCUGGUGGGACACGUAUUUCUCAUCCCUGGUUCUGGCCAGGGGACAUCUGCUACCUUAUUAGAUAGUGCUUGGGCUUGGUUUUGUUAUAAAAAAGAACAGGUCUGCUUUCAAGCCCGUAAGUCCUGGCACACCCUCUCGGUAUUGACAGCAGCAGGGUAGAAAAGCGUGGCUGUGCAAAGUUUCCCUGGAGUGGAAUCUCACUGAUGCUGUGAGGUCUCGGUCCAGGCCCCGGCCCCGCCAAGGCAAAUACCGUGUGAUUCCACUGGCGUCUCUGGCAGGGUCUUGGCUUUGCAGUGGUGUGAGCGAGUUCAGAUGCUGGCUCGUCUCUCUCGGUGAUCUCUUUGCUAAUCACAGGUGAUGCUUCCGCUGUGAUCGCUGUGCUCAGAGCCCAAAGCCAUCUCGAAGCAUUCUUUGAAAUUCUGUUUCGCCCAAACCUUUGGCAGAGGUGUGUGGGCAGAUCGAGGCUGUGCUACUUGUAUUCAGCUCCUCCGUCUGUUUUGCCACUGUAUCUUCUUUUUGUAUUUGCUAUAGGCACCCGAAGCCACGCUGCCAGCAUUCGUGCGCUGUGACCCUCACGUGCCAUUGCACAGAUUCGUUUCGCAUCAGAUUUGCACUCGUAUGGCAAGUGAAAAGAUGGGUACAGACCAACUGGCACAGGGAGCUGCUGCCAUGGGCUGAGCGAGGGCUUGGUCCUGCCGCCUUUGUUCGCUCAGCCUGGUUCUGUUUGCUCAGCGGCGCUGAACCAGGGAGACAAACCAUUGCUUCCAGUAGUUUGUUGUGAGCUUGCAUGGCUGAGAAAUCAGAGCUGGGCCAGUGAUUACGCCCUCGUACAAAAAAACAGCUGUUAAGCCUAAAACAAAUACAGGAAAUGUGAACAUAAAGGCAAAACAAAGGCACUCAAGUUCUUUUAAAGCAGUAAAAUGCAAGAAAGCUUUGGUUUCAAGAGUCAAAAUGUCAGGAGGAAAGAGGGGGAAGGUCUCACUGGCACGGCAGCAGCUUGGUGUCGGGCUGCGGUUCGAGGAGUACUGAUUUCAUUGACCCAUGUUGUAUUAAAUAUAUAGGUAGGGUGAAAUAAAUAACUUUUGCACAGUGUUAAAUGGGGGAGGGGGGGGGUGGGAACGUUGAAACUCUGAUAUGCACAGUUUCUUCUAAUCUGUUUUGAAGUAUAUUUGCAGGGAUCAGGGGUGAUUCAGUGUUUUGUAUUCGGAUGGAUGGGAAGUCAGGCCGACUUCUGCAGUUGCCAUUGGCCCCGUUGCGUCAGCCGAGAGUGCCACGGUUUUGAAGUUAGUAAGUUACAAUCUUUUCCCACUCGUUUCUUUACUGGUUGUGAGUAAUCUCAGAAUGGAAGUGACCGACCCGGGAGCAGGGGGACAUCCCGGGGGGGUGCGGAGCAGGAGCAGCUGGCGCCCACCUCCCAGCUGGGAUGUUCCCAUUCAGGGCUCGUGCUGUGUUGGGUUUUGUUACAGUUCUCAGCUGCUUUGCACCGCUGGGCAGUUGCAAUCCAGAGUGUAGAUCCAGUACAGCCCUCUGUCUUAUGCCAAAAAACAAACUGCUCUUUCCACACUCGUCUCUCUUGAUGUGGCGGAACAUCAAGAAGUUUUCCAUUUAAUGUGAUGGGCCUGAUUCUUUUCUCGCUGACACUCGUGUAAGCAAGAGUCCCACAACAGAAAGCUGUGUCCUAGAAAAGAGCUCGUACUCAAUCGUACGCGAACCCAAGUCACAGCGGGGCAAAAACCAAAGUUUGUCCUUUGCAAAGCCAGGCAACUGUAAUGGGGACUGUGGAAAUGCAUGGUGGCACUUGGGGCGGCUGCGGGCAGGGCGGGGAGCGAGGGCUGCGCGUCCCCAUGCCCGGGUUGAGUGCAGGAUUGCUGCAGGAGUGUCACAGCUUCGGGUUGGAGAAGCCCCUUAUUUGGUACUUGAACAAUCUCUCUUCUGUUUUUGAAUGUCUUAUUUUUUAUUUUUGCUACACUAACAGGGAUUAAAAAUCUGAAGUGUUAGCGAGUCUCGUAUGUUUGCUGCAUUGUGCAGACAUAAAACAGGUACUGCUUGCGGGUGGGAGGGGCGGGAGGCAGGUUCGAAAUGCAGCUUGACAAAGCGCUAGGAUGGGUCAGGGGUUGUUUUGUUCGGAUCAUCUUUCAAAUCAGACUUUUGUAUGCAUAGUUUCCUUCUGUUAAUUUGCAACAUCUGCUUUUGGACCAGCAAAGUCCAAAUACGUUCCCGAAGAACGAGGCGGAGAGGGGAGCGGGUUACGCGUACUCCAAUGUAGCACGCAAACAGCCCCGAAGCAGCUUUGAAAAGGGGAAGGGUCAGCAUCCCAUAGCUUCCCUGCUUGUAACGCGCCGGAGCAGCGGCAGGUGCUGGUGCGGGAGCUCUGUCUUUACCCACAAAAGAAAGAGGGGAUGCAGAGCAGAGCUGCUCCCAGUGUGCAGGCCGAAAGCUCGGGGUUCUUUGUUGUGCUCCGUGCAUGCACGGGGAGCUACGCGAGAAGCAGUCGGGAAAUGAAUGGAAGUUGUGAAGGACUGCUGCUCUCUGUUCUGGAAGGAAACGCGGCCACCGAGCCCUGGUUUCCUUUGGCACAGCUGGUGCUGCCAGCAGCAGGGAGCUGAGCUGCUGCCCACAGGAGCUGCCCUGUCCGUACGGCUGGGCCGGCCCGGUGCUGCGCCAGGAGCGCGUUCUGCCGGGCUGAGGGGAAGCUGGGCCAACGUUUUUGUGAACCUUGCGUUCUGUGGGCAGAAAUACUUUCCACCGAACGGGAAGGGAAAAAAUUUCGUUUGAAAUCUUUUCAAUUCCUUCCUGUUUGUUGGCGGGGGCAGAUAGCAGCGUUAGCACCGUGUCUGUUAGCUGCUUGGGUGACGGCAGCGCUCCAAGUGCGGUCUUUGGGGCUGGCUCCGUAGAAUUGAUGCAGAAUUUGCAGGUUUUUUUUGCUAUUGGCAUAGAGUCGCCAUACGUUAUGACAGCAUUUGUUCAGAAAUUUGCCUUUACGAAUAGGUAGCGUGAGCUUCAGAGGAAAAAAGAAAGAAAAAUGCCAACAAAGAAUCAGUGUUAGACAAAGCAGCUUUAAUUUGACCCUUCCCCGACGUCGGUUCCGUAUUGCUUCCAUAGGGCUGGUGGAUGCUCACCCCGACCCCAGGCCGGGGAAGGGGCUGUGGGGUCAUUUGGCUGCGUGGAUGGGGCUGGGGCCAGGUUGUGUUCCUGAGCGUUGGGCAAAGGUAGUUUCGAGUAAACCUGUUAAUUUUGUAUAUCUGGCUGUUAAUUGCACCACGGGAUUGUAAUGGUCUGCAUCAUCUGUGUGUGUGCGUGUGCGCGUGCGUGUGUAUCUGUACUGUAUGUAUAUAGAUAGAUGUAAAAUAUAUUCACAUACACAGUUAUAUGCAUUAGCUGUAAGCGGCGCUGCCCCUUGGAAACUAAACCGGAGCACCGCAACGCGUCGUGCCGUGCGCUGGGGCAAAGCCGGGCUUCUUUGUAGCUGACAAGGAGCUGGUUGUGACCACCUCGAACCCGUGCUUCUGCGAUCGCGCGGGAUGGGUUUCCCGGGGCUGUUCCUGCGUCCGUGAGCUGAACUGAGCGUGGGUUCCAGCUGCGCGCUCUGGGACACAGCGCUGAACUGCGCCGAAAGCAAAGGUUUGGGAAAGGAACCCUCCCGCGCUCCGCUGUGGGGCACCGCUGCUUUGUGCGCGGGGCGCGGGGCUGCAGCAGCAGCACGCUCCUUGGUACAACCUUUGCUUUACUCCUUUCUUCCUAUUAUUAUCAUUUGACUUCUAUUUUCUUUAAGGGAAACCGCAUCUGUUACGAACCCGCUUCCCGAGAAGCCGUUGACUUCUUUUCUUUCCGUAUGAAUUCCAGCAUGUAACUUUGGUACUCUUGUUUGUUCUUUGUGUAAAACCUGUUCUUCUGUCGUUUAUGGUGUAAAAGAAAAAAAGAAAAAACAAGAAAAAAAGGAAUUCAUGUAGUUUAACUUUUAAAAAAGAAACAAACUGCUUCAUAAGGAAACCAAUUGUAUGUUAGUGUUUUCGGACAAGUCAUACUGUAGUUUCUAGAUCAGUAAUGCAACACUGUACUUGUCACCAGGUGUGUUACGACUUUGCUGUACUUUCUUUUAAUAGAUGGUUGGGCUUUUAAAUCCCAGACACUAAGCAUCCUGGGCCUACUUGCUCUAGAUCAAAAUGCAAUAAAGAAUUGCAAUAAAGCACAUUGACAUGUAAUGUUUUAGAAGGAUGUACUGACGGCUGUUUCUAAUAAAUCCAGAAACGCA
Molecule: messenger RNA, 8125 nt
Organism: Numida meleagris (helmeted guineafowl)
Lineage: Eukaryota; Metazoa; Chordata; Aves; Galliformes; Numididae
Gene: PIK3R3
Product: phosphoinositide-3-kinase regulatory subunit 3
Exons: 10
Coding region: 120-1511 (463 amino acids)
Biological process (GO): phosphatidylinositol phosphate biosynthetic process; insulin receptor signaling pathway
Cellular component (GO): phosphatidylinositol 3-kinase complex
Molecular function (GO): 1-phosphatidylinositol-3-kinase regulator activity
Source: RefSeq, a predicted model, not a curated record